UUAUACAUUUUUCAUACAAAAUAAAAUAUUUAACAAUCAACCCCAAUCGUUUGUCUUCCAUUUUCGUGUUGUUCGCAGUAGAACGAAAAAAUUUUUCAAUUUGCGUGAAAAUGUCGAGUUUUUUCUCAAUAAAAUUGUGAAAAUUUUGUGAAAAUAUAUUAAAAUUCGCAACAGUACAAUGUAAAAUAGUGCAAGAACGUGAAAAUUGUAAAGUUUUUUGUGGAAAAUCUGAAAAGAAAAAUUUGUCAACAAAAUUUACACGCAGGUGCGUAGCGUACGCAGACGUGACAGACGGUAGCCCAACUGGGCCUGCCUGCUCCAUGAAAGAAUUUCAUAGAAAUUGUGUGGGCAGACAUGCCAAUCAGCCUAGAAGAAUUUAUUCAACACAAGACGACAAACAUUUCUUAAACUUUUCUUCACACACUCUCUAUCUAAAGUUCUUCUAUAAAAAAAUUUCAUCUUUAACUUUUUAAAAUCGAAAAAAGAGAAAAAAUAAUAAAAUUUAAAGUGGAGAAGUGCAAUAUUUAUUAAUAUUUCUAUAUAUUAAGUAACGAAACCAAAGAUUUUGGGUGCUUCCCCAAAAACAAAAUCCCGGGAGCAUAAACCCAAUUCCAAACGGAAAAACCCUUAAACCAAAAGCUAAAACCAAAUAUAACAUAAACACACAGUCACAUAAUGAAUGUGACUACUAUAUCGACGGGUACGCAUGCUACCCAGGCGGCAGUCGAGAGUAUAACCAAUGUCAAACACCAACAACAGACCUAUAAAAUAGAAAUGCUCGAGGACAGUUUGGCAUCCGAUGAUGAUGACGAUGAUUUGAUUAGCAGCGAUGGCAGCAUGUUUGAUGAAACUGAACUAACACAUAUUGCAGUGCAAGAUGAUUUAGCCAAUCAAUUGGCAGCUGCCGGACCAGUGGGUGUAGCUGCUGCAGCGGCUAUAGCCUCGUCUAAGAAACGUAAAAGACAACAUUCGUUUGAAACGAAUCCUUCGGUACGUAAAAGGCAACAGAAUAGAUUACUGCGCAAAUUGCGUGGCAUAAUCUAUGAGUUUACUGGUCGCGUGGGCAAACAGGCUGUGGUGUUGGUAGCUACACCGGGUAAACCCAAUACCAGCUAUAAAGUUUUUGGUGCCAAACCACUAGAGGAUGUAGUGCGUAAUCUUAAAAAUAUUGUUAUGGAUGAGCUGGAAAAUGCUUUAGCCCAACAAGCACCACCCCCACCACAAGAGGAUCCCUCAUUAUUUGAACUGCCACCUCUAAUCAUCGAUGGUAUACCAACACCUGUGGAAAAAAUGACACAGGCUCAGCUAAGAGCUUUCAUACCAUUGAUGUUAAAGUACUCCACUGGUAGAGGUAAACCAGGUUGGGGACGUGAAGCCACCAGACCACCAUGGUGGCCUAAAGAAUUGCCCUGGGCUAAUGUACGCAUGGAUGCCAGAUCUGAAGAUGAUAAACAAAAGAUUUCCUGGACUCAUGCUUUGCGAAAAAUUGUCAUCAAUUGUUAUAAAUAUCACGGCCGCGAAGAUCUCUUGCCCACAUUUGCCGAUGAAGAGGAAAAAGUCAGCCAAAUGAUCUCACACGAAGAGGAAGAGGAGGAAGAAGAGGUGAUUGUACAGCCUGUUAGUAAUCAAGCCACUACUAUACAAACUAUACACACAACCAAUGCGCCCACAAAUACUACAACUAAUGUAAGGCAACAAGUAAAUGUGGUUAAAAUAAAUAGUUCAGGAACUGUAAUAACCACAACAAAUCCACAUAAUCCAAAUAAUCCUGGACCCACCAUUAUACAAAGUACGAAUGAUCAACAUAUAACAACAACGGCACGUUUGCCAGCAUCGACAAAGAUUGAAUUGUGUCCUGCGCCAAUGGCACAGAUAACACAACAACAGCAUCAUCAACAGCAACAGCAGCAGCAACAACAUCAGCAGCAACAACAACAGCAGCAGCAACAACAACAGCAGCAACAACAACAGCAGCAGCAACUGCAACAACAGCAUCAACAACAGCAACAACAACAGCAGCAACAACAGCAGCAGCAACAACAGCAGCAGCAACAACAACAGCAUCAUCAACAACAACAUCAGCAGCAGCAACAUCAUCAAAUACAAACCACAAAUGUGACUUCUCAACAGUUGGCCAAUGCCCAAGUUUGCAUAGAACCCAUGACCUUGGGAGAUGUUGAUUAUACCACCCAAACGGUGUUAUCCACCAUACAAAAUGCUGACGGCACUGUUUCGCUUAUACAAGUUGAUCCUAAUAAUCCUAUUAUUACAUUACCGGAUGGUACCACAGCCCAAGUCCAGGGUGUUGCAACGCUGCAUCAGGGCGAAGGUGGUGCCACUAUUCAAACUGUUCAAAGUCUGGGUGAUGUUAAUGGUCAUGAAAAUAUGACUGUUGAUUUGACCGAAGCUACAGUGGCUCAAGAUGGUCAGAUUUAUAUAACGGCCGAGGAUGGUCAAGGUUAUCCAGUGUCCGUUAGUAAUAUGAUUACAUUACCGGUAUCAGCAUCCAUGUAUCAAUCAAUGAUGGCCAAUAUCCAACAAAUACAUACAAAUAGCGAUGGCACAGUGUGUAUAACACCAAUGCAGGUAGAUGCUCAAAACAAUAAUAAUAAUAAUUCUAAUGCAAAUACAAAUACAAAUAAUAAUAACAAUAGUAGCAGCAGUAAUAGUUGUGGUAAUAGUAAUAAUAGUAGUAGUAAUAAUAAUAACAAUGAUACUGAGGGUAAUAGUAACGGAAAUCCGAAUACAGCAGCAAAUGCAACAACACCAACAGCACCACAGUAUCAAUGUUAUUCAAUAAUGGCAGCAACACCGCUUGCUACCGCAACAGCUCAUCGGCUGUUGACAAAUACAGCUUUAAAUCAAACACAGAAUUUAGUUAAUAAUUUAAGUAGCAAUAUGAAUAGUAACAAUAAUAGUAAUAUUAGUCCUAGUAAUAUACGUUGCCAAAUAAUAAACGCCUCUAGUUUACAACAAAAUUCUAGUCAAAUGAAUUGCCAACAACAGCAGCAACAACAACAACAACAAAAUUAUUUAGCAAAUGUUUUACAAAAUGCAACAGCUAAAGUUUUUAUAGCAAAUCCAACACAUUUAAAUUUAACAGCAGCCACUAAUAUUUUAAACAGCAACAACAACAACAAUAACGAUACAACAACUAACAAUAACAAUAAUAGUAAUCAUAAUAACAACAAUAAUAAUGGUCAUAUAAAAAUUGCCACGGCUAUGCCUUUGCCAAUAGUUGUAGCUGCCACCACAGCUCAGCAUACUCAAUCAGCCACUGAGAGAAAUUGUAGCGCUGUUGGUAGAGCUGGUGGUGGCGUUAAUAAUAGAAAAACUGGACAUAAACGUCGUAAGCAAACCUUUGCCAAAGUUAUACCCAUUAAAAUAGAGGAAAAUCUUGCCACAGAUGCUGUUAACAAUACUACCAAUACUAUCAAUCAUAAUAACAACAACAACUCGGGCGAAAGCCUUUUAAAUAUACAAAUUGUCAAUACUACAGAUAAUAGUGUUGUUGUGGCGGGAACUGGUAAUGGUGGUGCUGUUGUCGGCAGUUUAGGUAAUUUAAGAGUUGGCAAUCGUCUUGUUAGUGUCGAUGUUUCAUCUUCGUCCAAUACCACUGGGUCACAGUUACCCGCCAAAACCAUUAAACUAGAAACACUAGACAAUUAAUUACAAUUAACAAUGACAGCAGCAAUAUCAACAUUAACGAAGGAAAAUUUAAUGAAAUCAGAUCAGUUAUAGAAUGGAAUGUAUACUAAUGGAGUUUUAGGUUUAGUUAAUGUUAUAAUGGAAUUCAAAACAUUGAAAACUUUGCGCUGGCGCAGAAAGUUUUUAUAUAGUGUUAAUCACUAUUGAUAUAUACAUUCUUCCAAUUAUAUUUCACAUGAAUUUCAUUAAGAUUUCAAAAUUUUCUAUGUAAUUUAAGAAAUUUGUUAUUGUAUUUCAGAAAUUUAAAAUUUUAAAUUAGCUGGAUUUAGAACUUUUCUAUUUGUAUUUCAGAAGUUUGUAAUUAAAAUUUAGAAAAUAUUACUUAAAUAAUACUUCUAUUUCCAAAUUGUAUUUCAGAAUAGGUAGAGUAGAUCCCUUUUGACAAUAAUUCCCUCUUUUAUUUUCUAAAUUUCUAUAAAGUUUUCUAUUGCUAACGAAAAGUAUACAUUCUUGUAAAUAUCUGUGUUAUGAGGAAGGACUAUAUAGCAAAACUGACUUUGAAAACAAUAGAUUUUGUUCUUUUUAAUUUAUUUAUCAUUUCAUUCUCUUGUUUUUUCGUUAUUGCUGUUUUUCAUCGUAAAAUAUAAACGUUCGUCUGUCUUGUUCCGGUAGUUUUUUUCUAACAGUCCUGGGUAGAGAUCUAGCAUUGAAAUCUAUUUUCUUAAAACCAUCUUAGGUGGUCUAAAGCUGAACUACUGGUACAUUAUUGUUUCAUUUUGAAAGUUUAAAUAUCUUGAAAGUCUUGUUAACUAUUUAUAUUUCCUUAUUGGGUUUGGAUCAGAUAUUCACUAUCAGACGAUCUUAUCAAGAACACAAAAAGAUGCCAAAUCUCUGUUCCAUAUUUUAAAACCAAUUACAGACUAAAUGUUCUGUGUUAUUUCAUAUUUUAUUUUCGUACUUUUUGCACUUUUUAUAAACAAAAUUUUAAACUCUAUGUGUGCUAAGUUUUUGAACAUGACUGUACUAAUACCAAACAAACGUUAUUCUCAUUAUGUUUUCAUUACUUAUAAAGUGCAAUAUACAUAAAUGAA
This is a messenger RNA of Lucilia sericata (common green bottle fly), 4739 nucleotides long. It is a transcript of the gene ewg, whose product is annotated as DNA-binding protein Ewg. Bases 676 to 3669 code for a protein of 997 amino acids. Lineage: Eukaryota; Metazoa; Arthropoda; Insecta; Diptera; Calliphoridae. Gene Ontology annotation, biological process: regulation of transcription by RNA polymerase II. Gene Ontology annotation, molecular function: DNA-binding transcription factor activity, RNA polymerase II-specific; RNA polymerase II cis-regulatory region sequence-specific DNA binding. The record is from RefSeq and is a predicted model, not a curated record. The transcript has 7 exons. Gene Ontology annotation, cellular component: nucleus.